AUGGAGAAGGUCGAGAGGAAGCCAGGCUACUUUGCAAGGCUGAAGAGGCGGAAGCAGCUCAAACAGCAGGAGAAAACUGUAAGCGACCAAAACCCGUCAGUCAUCUCUAGUGACAACAUGACAAACGGCACAAACCAAAGCAAAAGGGAAGAACCACAGAAGAUGGGAGAAAAGCCACUAGCAUGCUCCAAUGGAGGCAGCAAAAGCAAUGAGUCAAAGUGGGAGAAGAGAAAGCCUCCCGGAACCGUGGAGUUCAUUGUCGGACCAAACGAUUCACUUAAUAGUAUUGCUCUGAAUUUUAACAUCACUCCAAACAAACUGGUCCAGCUGAAUAAGCUUUUCUCCCGUAGUAUUUAUCCUGGCCAGAGACUAUUUGUUCCUGAUCUGAGCCUGUCGGACCAAACCCCCUCAUCAACCAGUUUAACUGUGCCAUCACAAGAUGGCCUCCCAGACUGCAGGUCGGUCAAGACGAUCCAACGUGAGCUCUCCCCUAAUUCUGAAGACGACAGCCCAGCGACCGUCAAGUUUAUCAAAAUGAGCUGCAAAUACUUCACAGACGGCAUGGGUGUGGUGGGAGGCGUGCUGAUCGUGACCCCCAACAACAUCAUGUUCGACCCGCACAAGUCGGACCCGCUGGUGAUUGAGCACGGCUGUGAGGAGUACGGCCUGAUCUGCCCCAUGGACGAGGUGCUCUCUGUCGCCCUCUACAGCGACGUGUCCCGCAUGAGGCUCAAGGACGUCCUGCCAUCGGAGCGAGCUGAGGAUCUCUGUCCCGUGUACAGGCCUGGGGAGUGGGAGCAGCUUCCCUCCGAACGCGACUUGAACCCUUUUAGUCGUUACGAGGCUCAAAACCCAAAGAGAGCUAUUGUUUUGGACGACAUCGAAUCAACCCUGUCUGAAACGGUUAGUACAGUCGGAGAUCUAACUGAGAAGUCUCCAUCGGACGAAGGGUUCACUGAGCUAGAGCCAACGAUAAACGGCAGCACGGAAUGCAGCGAAGGGCCAUCGAUAUCUUUAACUUCUGGUAAAGACCAAAAUGAGCCCCCGGGACAGCUCUCUCCAGUCCAGGACAAACCAGCGCUUUGUGGGACCAGGGGGAAGCUGGAUGAAGAGGAAGACGAGGGUGUUGCCCAGAACAGCACCAUGGAAGACCGGUCAAUGCAAUCUUUAUUAGACACUUUCAAACAGGGCGAGAAACCUGAACGCGAAUAUGUGGCCGAAGCCAAAGACGCUCAAUUUGUGGACCACAAAAAGCUGGAGAUUUUAAAAAAAUUUGAAGGGAAUAAGACGACGGAUGAAAAAACUGUUACUGCUCAAGGGAAGCUGUCAAAUCUCCCUGAAACCAGCGUCAAAACUGAGGCGGUUACAUGCAGACCAGCAGAAGGAAAUGAACUCAGUGAGGAGGAAAAACGGAAGAGAAACUAUGAGGCAGAGGUGAAAUCGUGGCUGCGGCAGAGGAUGCAGGCCCCGAUUGAAGGGAUGCUUCUGACGUCCGAAGAAAAGAGCAAAAACCCUCCCAUGUUUCUAUGCUUUAAAGUGGGAAAGCCCAUGAGGAAAUCCUUUGCUAGCGGAAUAACCUCCAGCCCUGUCCACACACGGGGAGGCUGGGGGAGACAGCCGGAGUAUUGGUUUGCUGUGCCCCAAGAGAGGGUGGACCAUUUGUACUCAUUCUUUGUGCAGUGGUCUGAUGUGUACGGCAAAGAGGCCCGGGAGCAGGGCUUCGUUUUGGUGGAGAAGGACGAGCUGGACAUGAUCGACAACUUCUUUGGAGAUCCUGCUUCUUGUAGCUGGGAGAUAAUCACUAUUAACGAGGCCAAGCGGAGGCAGAGUUUUGGGAGCUGCGAGGCUGACUUGGCUCUGGACAUACUGCCUUUGCUCACCGACACCAGUGACCUAUUGGAAGACACCCACAUUGAGAAACUCGCCUGCCGGUUGCCUGCGCGGGUGCAAGGUUACCCCUGGAGACUGGUUUAUAGCACCGAGAAACACGGGACAAGCCUGAAGACUCUCUACCGGAGCCUUUUGGACGUGGACAGCCCGGUCUUGCUUGUCAUCAAAGACAUGGAUCACCAAAUAUUUGGAGCCUUUUCAACGCAUCCAUUUAGAGUCACAGAGCACUUCUAUGGCACGGGAGAAACAUUCCUCUACAGCUUUUGUCCAGAAAUCAAGGUUUAUCGCUGGACUGGGGAGAACUCUUACUUUGUCAAAGGGAAUAUUGACUCAUUGCAAAUGGGAGGAGGGAGCGGCCAACUGGGUCUGUGGCUGGAUGCUGAACUCUACCGGGGAACUACCACUAAAUGCGCAACCUUCAACAACCCGCCACUGUCCGCUCAGCAAGACUUCAACAUCCACAGCCUGGAGGUCUGGACUUUUGAGUAG
Messenger RNA from Knipowitschia caucasica, 2379 nucleotides. The record is from the annotation of a GenBank genome assembly. Lineage: Eukaryota; Metazoa; Chordata; Actinopteri; Gobiiformes; Gobiidae.